This is a messenger RNA of Hemibagrus wyckioides, 4414 nucleotides long. RefSeq lists its product as uncharacterized. The transcript has 6 exons. NCBI's taxonomy places the organism in Eukaryota, Metazoa, Chordata, Actinopteri, Siluriformes, Bagridae. The record is from RefSeq and is a predicted model, not a curated record. The coding region runs from base 640 to 4059 and encodes 1139 amino acids.
GGAUAAAGGGGAGUGGAUGUUUCUGCAAAAGGAGACGGGACCGCUGAGAGUUCAACAUUUAACUCAUGGACCAGCUUGACUUUGCUGCAUCUCAACAAAGUCUGCAUGAAAACCCUGAGACGUGACUCAGAUUUGAUUCCAGGAUAUUAUCAUUCAUGGACCCGAAGAACAAUGCCCAUUUUGCUUCAACCUGGUUGAUUUUCUCCAAACCUAUACCUGUGUGCUUCGAAGCAAGUCUGCGUGGAAUUCUCUCAGACAUCGGCAGAGGUUCCACAGGACUAACACUGCUCUGAGCAGUCUACCUGACCUUCAACUUUAGAAGAGUCACAAUGGAUCAUGCUGUACAGACUCUAAUAAGACUUUGCCAGAAAUACCAGAAAUUUAUGCAAUGCAAAUGAAGUAAUGAAGUGCCACUUUUAAGCUGUAAGAGGCAGCAACACUCCACACUACCGUUCAACCUACUUAUAGGAGGGGGAGAAGAAGAAAAGGACGGUAUGUCUGUGUGUGUUGUCCAAACUAGCCAAAACUGCGAACAAUGACUUUCCGGGAAAUUUUCUCUUCCCAGCUUGCAUCAACACCCUUUUGGAGGUCAACACUGACUUAGAAAAGAAUGAAAACCAGUUUAUUGCUCCUUACAGCAUGGAAAAGCUUGAUGGUUCUGGACUUGGAACAUCCAGUCAUCUAAGCCAAACAUCUAAUUACAUAGCAGUACCUCUGGACACCGUUCUAAAGGACCAGAAAUUCCUUUCUUAUAAAGUACCGACGGCACUCGAAAGCGGCUGGAACCAAAAACCACCAAGUCUGCAAACCAGCAACGUGCAGAUUUUGGCACACUGUCAACAUAAUAACGAAUCUUACUUAAGGCAAUCUACAUUGUCAACUCGUAGACCGACUGGACAGAUAGGGAAUCAUGGGUUUACAGCAGUGAUCCCUAGAGACAACUAUCCUCAACACAAAUCGCAACGUUUUUGUUCGAAUGAUAGACCUCCAGAAAUUCCUGCCACAAGUGAGAGGGUGUUGCUUCGACAGUGUCCGGUUCAGUCGAGUUCUUCUUCAUCGAUUGAGCACCAAAAAGCAUCUUCAGCCUCAACGAGCACAAAUAGCUCACAGCAGUCACAUAUGCCACUUAUUGUUCAGAAAACUAGUAAUCUGAGUGAAAGCUCGCAGAACAGUCUAUACAAUCAGCAACAGCGUGUGAAGAUUACUAAUAAUUUACCUAAAGACUCCGUCUGUCAGGGAUCGUUUGCUAAUGUUGCUGUUAUUUUAUCACAAGCUCAACCGAUCAUGCUUCAAACUUCAACGAACGAAAGACAGACAAAUGACGAACUUCAUCAACAGAAUGCUUGUAUGCCUAAAGAAAUCUAUCAGCAGAAGUAUGCGACUCAGAAAGCUAUCGCUGUCGUUACGCCUUUGACUCAAACAGCAGUGGUAGGUGUUACAUUAUCGAACUCGGCCAAAGAGAAAGUAGGAGGCCCUGAAACAAGAGCUGUACCAAAUAAAAAUGACCAUCGACCUUACAUUCCACAUAUUUGCCAAUCAACAACAACUACAUUUCAAGCAAAGGAAGUACCCUCAGUACAAGCCAGUGAGAUUUCUCAUUGUGUAAAGGAUGAUAAGCCUGUGAAAAAUAAUCAACUUGUUCCUGGUGAAAACUUGCCGUCGGUUUCUCAUAAUAGUGUGAGCGUAGAAAGACGGGAGGUGCUACAGCAAUCUCCCGCUAACUGUAGUGCUCAACUUUUCAGUGAACACGAUGCUACGUUGAUGAGCAGAAACCCUGUUGGCACCAAACCAACAAUGGAUCCUAGAAUGGAUAAAUUGUCUACCGCACCUGUCCAGGAGUGGUCUCUUCAGAGAUUGCGCAACUUUAUAACUCAGAUGGAGCAGACGCAAAGAAGGCAACAGAAAAACGUUCCUAAUGACGACAUCUUCAACGAGAUUCUGAAGCUGUAUUGGAAUGGAGAUUAUCGAAAACUAUGUGACGCUGCAAAAUCGAGCCUUUAUACAGACAUCAUGAAAGACGUCAGGCUGCACUAUCAAACAGAAAGUUCUGUAAUACUCCAGGGAGUUUUGAGAGAGAGACUGAAUGAAAUUGCGUCAAGCUUUUACAUUUUAGAACAUGGCUAUGUACCACCCAAGAUGGGGUACAGAUCAUCCUGGUUGAAUCUCAGUGAGAAUCUCAAUGAUAUUCCCAGCGAGCAUUAUGAUCUGUCAUUGUUAAUGACUUUGCACUGCAAACAAACCAAAACCCCUGACCAGGAAGUACCAGUGAAAGAGAUGUCGGAAAACAUGUCGGAGCCUACAACUGGAAAGAGAAAAGCAUUUGAUAAAGCACUAAGUGAAAGAAAGAAACAAAAGAAAGCAUUACCUCCUAAGCAUCAAGAGAACUCUGUAAGAAAAGAGCCAGUGGGUGUGAAUGUUGAAAAUACAUCUUCUGGAAAAGAGACAGAAGGACAAAACAGUACAAAUGUGGAAAAUGUUACCGUGGAAAAUAAAGUACAGUCGGAACAACAAAAUCAAACAGAGAGUGAAAAUCAGGCACCUUUGCUUGAGUCGUUAAGUACACAAGCAUCAGAUGUGUCUGACCACUGUACAAAACCAAGGAUUUUGAUCAAACUCCUCACCACAGACACGACGCCUGUGUCGGACAAAAAUGGUUCUGCAUACUGUGUUUCUGUCAAGAAGAGCAUCCUUCCACCAGAGAAAGCUGAGGAGCCAGAUGUAGAGGUGAACAACAUGAGCAAGGAAGAUGCGCCAUCUUUAACAGACAGCAGUCAAGACACUGUGGAAUCGCUCGAGCAGGAUAAAAUAUGUGUGGACGUGGAAAUUAAAUCGGACGAACUGAGGAAUGGAAUUGAACUGGAGAAGUACUGUUGUCUUCCAAAAUGGCUCCAGGUUUUGGGCUAUCAAAAUGGAGGACUUUGCAAGUGUGAGAAAACAUCCGAACUGAGUCAUCAAGCUGACGCCUCAAGCAAAGGUGUGAAGGAGGUAAAUAUAGAGAAGAACAGACAUCCUUUCAAUAAAGCUUGUGAGCUCACUGGUACUGAGCUCAAAGAGGCAAGAAAUAAACCCUCGCCAGUUGUUGCUGACGAUGACAGCAUGGAUGAGCUUGAGAUUGUGGAUGUCAUCACAGACUACGAAGAUGUACUUGAAUUGGCAAAUGCGGUGUCGGAGCAGGUGACAUCGCAUGAGUCUCCAUCGGGCAGAGAUCACCACCAAGAGAUCACAAGGGCAGAGUUCAAGACAAGAGAAACAUUAAUAAACCUUACAUUAUUCGGCACCUCGCAUGCGAGACAAAAGAAAAACAUUUCUGGAUUCAUGUCAUCGGAUAAGGUGCCCCCAGAAACCCUUAACGUAAGAAUAGGUUCUGGAUGGAACAGACGCUCUGACAGUUCUAAAGGUCCCAAAAGCCACACUCCUAAACAGCAAGUUUGGAAUUCCUGGAAGAAGACCCAUGUUUCAUCAAAGAGGUCAACUAACACAGGGUCCAAGAAUCAGAAACCGGCAAAAGCCCCGGAAUCAAAAAAACAUUUCUGUUUGACAUCAGCUAACAAACCGGAAAAUACAAACAGAGAUCAAUCCAAGAAAAAAUCCAGGAAAAAAAUCAGUUUGACCAGACAGGAUCAAAUAAGGAAGCUGAAACGAAACAAACUUUUGGCAUCAUUUAAUCUGAAGAAAAGAUGGAAUUACGCAAACCAUGGGCGCAAACUUACGAAGACCUCUUUUGAUUCGUCUCAGGUUAUUAAUCCACGCAAAAAUAAAUUAGACACUGGUUUAGCCUUAAAUUUUGGAGUUCUUCCAGAGUCUUUCAAUAUAUCAGAUGGCAGUUCCUCUGAGAAAGCCAAACAGCCUGCAAGUGCAGAGAGCAGUUCAGAAGUUAAAUCUGUGGUGCAGACCAAAAGGACAUGGGGCAUGUCAGGUACUUGGUGCGAAAGCCCCAGGAAGAAACAAUGCCUCAAAUCUACCCCUACCCUACCAAACUCAUCCAGGUUCAGCACAUUUCAAGAGUUCAAAAAGAAAUACGAAGAAAAAAAGCAGAAAACCUCUACUCAAAUGAUCUAAAAAUAAGACAUCACUGUUUACACUGUAAACACUUACCACAGUUUAAGCUUAAACAUUUUGGUUAAGCUUCUGUACAUAGUUUGUGUAUUUAACUAAUCACCACUUAACAUAGUAAUGCAACCGAGUGAGAAAUGUGACCUCAUAGAAACACUGUGCUGCAGGGUUUUAUUCAACAUUGUUCGAAACUGAGACACUAUUCUUUUGACCAUAAUGCUGCUUGAAAAUUUCAAAUAGUAUGUUCUGAAUGCUUGUUGAAACCACUGUUUACAGUUAUUCCAUGUGUUUUUUUAUGUCAUUAUAUAAAUAUAAAUAUAUAUAUAUAUAUAUAUGUAUAUAAAAUGUAUUAAUACAAAAA